GGCCUGUUCAUAUGCUCUUCUUCUCUACAAUCUCAAACCUCUUUCAUUAGAACAAGAGACCAAUCUUCGUGAACAAAUUACGUCUCUUGUACUUCAGAUCUACAAGCAAAAUUUGGACCCUAUUACAAUUCGUCUUUGUUCAUCUGAACUUUAUAGGAAAAGCUUUGGUCGGAUCUCUUCAUAUGUUAUACAUCCUCUUUUCCUCUUUGAGUAAUCUUAAGCUCAACAAGCCUCUUUCAGAUUCUCAAAAGGUUAUAUAUAGCAGUAUAUAAGAUUAUAUAUAUGUAUAUGUAUGUGGAUGGAUAGCCAGAUAGUUUAUGUUGUUUUGAGGAUUAGAUUUAUAGCCAAGUUGGGUUAAUUUUUCCUUUUUCCUUGCCUCCUUACUCACAUACAAACCCUAUCUCUCCGUACAAAGUACUAAAAACCCUAACUUUCCCUCUCUCUCACUCUCCAAAAGAGAUUAUCAUUUCUCUUUCCACGAGAAAAGGAUUAUACACGGAUCCAUCACAACCGAUGAAAAGCUUGCAUGUGGUAACCAACGGCGGAGAUCUGGCGGAGGGUUGUGGAAUACUCGCCGGAGACGCUAAUGAGGCUGUUUUGAUGGAUGGAAUGGAUGAUGUCGGUAGAGAGAUCUGGCUAGAUCAUGACCAUGGAGGUGACCGUAACCAUGGUCAUGGUCAUCAUGAAGAUGACGACUUGAUUGUUCAUCAUGACCCAUCAAUCUUCUACGGAGAUCUCCCAACGCUUCCUGAUUUCCCAUGCAUGUCUUCAUCAUCAUCUUCUUCAACAUCUCCAGCUCCUGUCAACGCAAUAGUCUCCUCAGCGUCUUCCUCUUCCGCAGCUUCUUCCUCAACUUCAUCAGCUGCUUCUUGGGCUAUAUUGAGAUCAGACGGUGAAGAUCCGACUCAUAACCAAAACCAAUACGGAUCAGGAAACUGUGAUGUAGACUCUUCCGCCGCAUUGCAAUCAACUGCUUCCAUGGAGAUUCCGUUAGAGAAUGGUCAAGGUUUCGGUGGUGGUGAUUGCAUUGAUAUGAUGGAGACUUUUGGGUACAUGGAUCUGCUUGAUAGCAACGAGUUCUUCGAUACAUCAGCCAUCUUCAGCCAAGACGACGACACGCCAAACCCUAACUUGAUGGACCAAACGCUCGAGAGACAAGACCAGGUCGUGGUUCCAAUCAUGGAGAACAAUAAUAACAGUGGAGGAGAAGACAUGCAAAUGAUGAACUCGUCGUUGGAACAAGACGACGAUCUCGCGAGUGUGUUUCUUGAGUGGCUAAAGAACAACAAGGAGACUGUGUCGGCUGAGGAUUUGAGGAAAGUGAAGAUAAAGAAAGCAACGAUUGAGUCAGCUGCGAGAAGGCUAGGCGGUGGGAAAGAAGCUAUGAAGCAGCUCUUGAAGCUGAUUCUUGAAUGGGUCCAAACCAAUCAUCUACAAAGAAGACGGACCAGCACCAACAUCAACAACAAUCUCUCUUAUCAACAAUCAUACCAACAAGACCCUUUUCAAAACCCUAACCCUAAUCACAACAACAACAACCUAAUCCCACCGUCUGACCAAACCUGUUUCUCACCUUCCACAUGGGUUCCUCCUCCUCAACAGCCACCACCACCACCACAACAAGCUUUUGUUUCGGAUCCGGGUUUCGGAUACAUGAGUUAUCCACCGCCGGAGUAUCUUCCAAUGUUGGAAUCUCCACCGUCAUGGCCACCACCACCACCACCACCGUCCGGUCCCAUGCCACCUCAGCAAUUCUCCAUGCCUCCAAACUCGCAGUUUAGUCCAUUUCAAGACCCUGGAGGUGGUUUCAACGGAUACAACAUGAAUCCUUAUCAGUAUCCUUAUCUUCCUUCUGGACAAAUGAGAGAUCAGAGAUUACUCCGUUUAUGUUCCUCCGCUACUAAAGAGGCAAGAAAGAAACGUAUGGCGAGACAGAGGAGGUUCUUGACUCACCACCAUAGACAUAACAACAACAAUAGUAGUCAGAACCAGACUCAACUCGGUGAGAGCUGUGCUGCUGUGACUCCUCAGCUUAAUCCGGUGGCUGCAAAUGCUACCGGUGGGACCUGGAUGUAUUGGCCUAAUGUACCGGUCAUGCCACCGCAAGGAUCAGCUCAAUUACCGGCGAUGGAGACUCAGCUACCCACCAUAGACCGAGCUGGCUCUGCUUCUGCUAUGCCACGUCAGCAGGUGGUACCAGAUCGCCGUCAGGGAUGGAAACCAGAAAAGAACUUGCGGUUUCUCUUGCAGAAAGUCUUGAAGCAAAGCGACGUGGGUAACCUCGGAAGAAUCGUCUUGCCAAAAAAAGAAGCUGAGACGCACUUGCCGGAGCUAGAGGCAAGAGAUGGCAUCUCUCUCGCCAUGGAAGACAUUGGAACCUCUCGUGUAUGGAACAUGCGCUAUAGGCGACUUUGUGAAAACAAACGGGCUCCAAGAAGGUGAUUUCAUAGUCAUAUACUCCGAUGUUAAAUGUGGAAAAUAUUUGAUACGAGGGGUUAAAGUUAGACAACCGGCGGGAACAAAGCCGGAGGCACCACCGUCGUCAGCAGCUGCCACGAAGAGACAAAACAAGUCGCAAAGGAGCAUUCACAACAACUCUCCGUCGGCAAUUGUGGUAGCUGCGGCUUCACCAACUUCUCAAACUGUUAAAUGAAAAGUGAAAAAAAAAAACAAAAACAAAAACAAGAAACAGUAUAAUAUUAUUAUGUACCAAAUAAUGAAGAGGCAAAAAAAGGAAAAAUGGCAGCGUAUCUAAGUGUGCCACUUCUCGUGCAUGCAUGGGAUCUCGUAGACAAAUGGAGGGUCAUGAUGAUUAAAGAAGUUCUUAUCUGAGGUCCAGGUUUUUACUCCAUUCCUCUUUUUCUUCUCAAGUCGUUUUAAAGCUUUUUUUAACUCUUCUUUUUGUACCGUCAGGAUAUUGUAAAGAUGAUUAAUUCUGGAAAUGGUGUUUUGUGUUAUAUUUGAUUAAGGAAAGAUGAUUAUAGUGUUUUGUUGUUGUAAUUCUUUUGUCUUUACGUAUUAGUCUCACUUAUUGAGCUGAGCUUACAUAAAUGGCAGUGAACUUGUGAUGUGAAUGUUUUUUAUGGAUCACAAUGAUGAUAAACUGAG
Molecule: messenger RNA, 3108 nt
Organism: Thlaspi arvense
Lineage: Eukaryota; Viridiplantae; Streptophyta; Magnoliopsida; Brassicales; Brassicaceae
Source: the annotation of a GenBank genome assembly